Messenger RNA from Funneliformis caledonium, 492 nucleotides. The record is from the annotation of a GenBank genome assembly. NCBI's taxonomy places the organism in Eukaryota, Fungi, Glomeromycota, Glomeromycetes, Glomerales, Glomeraceae.
AUGGUUUCUUUUAUGAAAAUUACAAGUACUAUAAAAGUAGUUUCUCCAGAAGAUGAUCUCUUUGUAGACCCUCUUAUCACUUUACAGUUGAGUAUCCCUGAGAUAAACGUAAACUCGCUUGAUUUUCUCAGUUUAUAUAAUAAGAUUAAUACUGCUAAAAACAAUCUUCAAAGAACCACUCAUGAUUUGCUUCGAUGCUAUUAUAAUUUUGGUCAAGCCAUUAAGCAGUUAUUCGAUUAUUUUAGAAAAACUUGUAAUGAGGAUAUAUCUAAUACUAAAGUUAAUGAUAGAAUCAUAAAUCAGAUUUCUAUGCAAGAUAAAUUUACUGAGACUAACCUUCGAAAAAGAAAGGAACAGGUAAAAAAGUUUUCAGACUUUAGUAAUAUUGGUAGUAUAGAAGUAAUAGAACAGUUAAAGUCUUUAAAUGUUACUACAAUCUUAAAUUUAUCCCCAGAUGAAGUCGAUUUUCUUAUUGCUAGAUUAAACGAAUAA